This is a messenger RNA of Hemibagrus wyckioides, 2448 nucleotides long. RefSeq names its product RNA binding motif protein 39a (gene rbm39a). The coding region runs from base 391 to 1935 and encodes 514 amino acids. Gene Ontology annotation, cellular component: nucleus. The transcript has 17 exons. Gene Ontology annotation, molecular function: RNA binding. Gene Ontology annotation, biological process: mRNA processing. Lineage: Eukaryota; Metazoa; Chordata; Actinopteri; Siluriformes; Bagridae. The record is from RefSeq and is a predicted model, not a curated record.
AGUCCCUCUUGUGGACUAGUUUGGAAGUGUCUCUUAUGCAACAAGGACCGCUCGUGCGCCAUAAUAGUUUGCCGCCACAGCCUACUGAAAAGGCUGACGCAGAGCACGAUAUUCUAGUACACAUAUUAGUGUUUGUUAAAAAUAGUAACGUGUAUCGAAAUACAUGUUUUGAGUACUUUGUAGAGGCUUUAGAGAAUUCUUGGCUGUAACAACAAUACUGAAGAGGCCCGUCGUUUUAAACGAGGAUUCCAUUAGGCCGCAUUAACACGCAGAUCUCCGCCAUCAUGGCCGACGACUUUGACAUCGAAGCCAUGCUUGAGGCGCCAUAUAGAAAGACAUGCCUAUAUCUCACCUCUACUCCCAUGAAUUCCAGUGUGAACUGUCAAAAAAAUGAAGGAUGAGACCAAGUCCAUAAGUUCCAAUGGGCAUGAAGAACGGAGCAAGAAGAAAAAGAAGAGCAGAAGUCGUAGUAGGAGCAGGGAGAGAAAGAGAAGCAGGAGCCGAGACCGCAAAAGGAGCAAGAGCCGGGAUAGGAGUCGUGAACGAAAGAGGAGCCGGAGCCGGGACAGGAGACGCAGUCGGAGCAGAGAGAGAAGACGCAGCCGUUCCAGGAGUAGGGAGCGUGGAGGGCGCUUUAGAACAGCCUUUUCUGGCCUGAAAUUUAAUGGUGGUUCCAGGGGGAAGACUGGCCCACUGCCUGUCAUCAAACUAAGCCGGAGAAAGUCUAGGAGCCGCAGCCCAUUCAAACGAGACAAAAGUCCUAUCAGGCAGCCUAUAGAUAACCUCACACCAGAGGAGAGGGAUGCCCGUACAGUUUUUUGCAUGCAACUUGCUGCCAGAAUUCGGCCCCGUGACCUAGAGGAAUUUUUCUCUGCUGUGGGGAAAGUUAGGGAUGUGAGGAUGAUCUCUGACAGAAACUCCCGAAGGUCCAAGGGAAUUGCCUACAUUGAAUUUGUGGAAGCCACCUCUGUACCUCUAGCAAUUGGUCUGUCUGGGCAAAGGCUGCUUGGAGUACCAAUCAUUGUUCAGGCUUCUCAGGCUGAAAAAAACAGAGCUGCUGCAAUGGCCAACAACUUGCAAAAAGGCAGUGCUGGGCCUAUGAGGCUGUAUGUUGGUUCACUGCAUUUCAACAUCACAGAGGACAUGCUCAGAGGGAUCUUUGAACCAUUUGGAAGGAUUGAUAGUAUUCAGCUUAUGAUGGAUAGUGAAACAGGGAGAUCCAAGGGAUAUGGCUUUAUCACAUUUGCUGAUGCGGAGUGUGCUAAGAAAGCCUUGGAACAGCUAAAUGGCUUUGAACUGGCUGGCAGGCCAAUGAAAGUGGGCCAUGUAACUGAGCGCACUGAUGCAUCUACAGCCAGCUCUUUUCUGGAUAAUGAUGAACUGGAAAGGACUGGCAUUGACCUGGGCACCACUGGGAGGCUGCAGCUAAUGGCUAGGCUGGCUGAAGGGACUGGACUGCAGAUCCCCCCAGCUGCUCAGCAGGCUCUUCAGAUGAGCAACUCAAUGGUGGCAAUGGCAGCAGCUACAGCGGCUAUGAAUCCUGGAUUGAGUUUCAAUAUUAACGUGCCCACAAAUCAACCUCUUAAUCUACCAUCUCAGCCAAUUGCCACCCACUGCUUUCAGCUGUCCAACAUGUUUGAUCCAAAUUCGGAGAAUGAACCAGGAUGGGAUAUUGAAAUCCAAGAUGAUGUAAUUGAAGAAUGUAACAAACAUGGUGGAGUGAUUCAUAUAUAUGUGGACAAGAAAUCUACUGAGGGAAAUGUAUAUGUGAAGUGCCCAAGCAUCCCUGCUGCAAUGGCUGCUGUUAGUGCAUUACAUGGACGCUGGUUUGGAGGUAAAAUGAUCAAAGCAGCAUACGUCCCUCUGCCAACAUACCACAAUCUUUUUCCAGAGUCGGUGCAAGCUACACAGCUUCUUAUGCCUACUCGCCGGUGAUCCCCAGGGCUUCAAUUUUUCAGGCUUUCUCUUUUUAAUAAUUUUGGCAAAUUAUUAAUAUUCAAUUCCUGCAAGCUUUGUGUACGUUUUUGCCCUUACAUCAGUUGGGCAUUAAAGAAGUUUAUGUGGUAGUUUUCUAUGUACAGCCUUUUUUGUUCCCUUUCUUGGUGGGCCUUUUGACCCCUUAUCUUUCAUACAGUUUUCAGGGUUUGUUUUCUUCCACACAUUUGUCUUUGUGAUUGGCAUGAGUUUCACUGAAAUACAUGUACAGUUAGCCACACAAACCUGCAACUAUUGAAUCUUUUUUGAAUGAAUUAAAAUCCUGUAGCUUUGGUUAAAUCUCUACAUACAGUGUUUUGGGCUCUAUGAGCUGAAGGAAAAUUAAAACGACUGAUAUCCUGUGUGUUCAUAGAGGCCAUUAUGGGUUUUGAUGCAUUGUCUUUUUCUAAUUGAGACUUGAUUUUGUAAAGUCCUUAAUGAACAGUUCAUUUCAAAUAAAGCCAUGAUGCUUAA